CGGGACUGCCAUCUUAUAUCAUGUACAUAGAUUGUGUUUUAAUUCGAUACCACUUUCGCAUUUUCCUCAUCUGAACAGUACUUACAACAAGAAAAAGUCCCCCCAUUUUUCGCCUAAUUAACGUCGCCUCUCAAAAUGGACGUCAUAAAUCUCCACCGCGAUGCAAGGGAGCCCAUCACAUGCAUUGACAUGCACACCACAGGUGAACCCACGAGGAUAGUCAUCAAAGGCUACCCCGACCUUUCUGGAACACUAUUACAGCAGAAACGCCAAGCGAAAUCCCAACAUGACCACAUCCGCAAGCGCUUGAUGCUCGAGCCAGCCGGCCAUGCAGACAUGUACGGCGCCAUCCUUCGGCCCAGAACCGAGCUCACAGAAACGGGCGACGCACAUAUCGGCGUGUUAUUCACCCACAAUGAAGGAUACAGUACCAUGUGCGGACAUGCCACGAUCGCGCUCGGACGAUUCCUGGUCGACACACACGACGUCAGUGUCUUUCCGCAGAGGAACGAGAUCAAAUGUGACCCGGCAACGAAGACCGCGACACUGAACUUGCACGCGCCAUGCGGUCUCGUCGUGGUCACGGUUCCAGUCACAGACGAUCUUUCGCGAUCUGAUCCGUCUCGUCCUGUCUCAUUCAUCUGCGUUCCAUCGUUCGCUACCGGACAGGACAUAGCAAUUGAGAUUCCACCGGGCGACCGAUGGCCGGAACUGCAAGACCGAGACCACGUCAAGGUCGGAUUCUGCUACGGCGGCGCUUUCACCUGUCUAGUCUCUGCCAAAGAACUUGGAUUCAACGACGGCUUGCGUCCACCCGUUCGCCAUGAAGCACUGAACACCGCAACACGGAAGCUCAAAGCAAUCGUCAACUCCGACCCGCGGUAUCAGAAGUACAUGAAACAUCCCGAGGAAGACGAUUUGAGCUCUCUUUACACGGUCAUGGUGCAAGACAAGAGCAUUGGGAGAGUGUUGUCUGGGGCCGAGGGAGCAGAGACUGGACUGUGCUAUUUCGCAGAUCAGCAGAUCGACCGCUCGCCGACUGGGAGUGCGGUGGCUGCGAGGAUUGCAUUUGCGGUUGCGACGGGUAAGUUGAAGAUGGGGCAGUCUUGGACGUAUCAUACGCUGGUUUCUAAUGCGAAGGAGGGGAAGGGGGGUUUUGUGGGGACUGCGGUGGAGGAGGUGCCAGAGUUGUAUUUGAAGGAGAGUAUGCUUUCGACUCCUAUUAGGGUCAGGGUAGAAGGCCAUGCGUAUUAUGUUGGAAGUCAUGUGUUUAUCUCUGAACCAGAAGAUCCAUACGGUGAAGGGGGGUUUCUUUUUGAUCGGUUGUAGCUGGUCAAAACCACCCAUUACGACUGACAUGUAUGACUGCUAUUCUUUCUAUCAUCAUGGUUACUCGAAUUGAAAGUAUCACAGUUUGGUGCAUAAAAGUUUCUGAAAACAGUACCGAAUCCGUGGGAAAGAGGUCCG
Molecule: messenger RNA, 1467 nt
Organism: Aaosphaeria arxii CBS 175.79
Lineage: Eukaryota; Fungi; Ascomycota; Dothideomycetes; Pleosporales
Product: putative proline racemase
Exons: 1
Coding region: 136-1329 (397 amino acids)
Molecular function (GO): hydro-lyase activity
Source: RefSeq, a predicted model, not a curated record